Mytilus trossulus (common blue mussel) is the source of this 2678-nucleotide messenger RNA. Its product is annotated as uricase-like. The record is from RefSeq and is a predicted model, not a curated record. NCBI's taxonomy places the organism in Eukaryota, Metazoa, Mollusca, Bivalvia, Mytilida, Mytilidae. The transcript has 8 exons. Gene Ontology annotation, cellular component: peroxisome. Bases 151 to 1059 code for a protein of 302 amino acids. Gene Ontology annotation, molecular function: urate oxidase activity. Gene Ontology annotation, biological process: purine nucleobase catabolic process; urate catabolic process.
GGACGAAACAGAAAGGGAGAUAAUUUUCCGUGUCCGUCAUCACGUUGGACACUGACCUUGUUUUUGGGGUGAUAUAACUAAGCAAAAUAUCAGAGAUUUUCAGCUUAGCUUGACAAAUAAUUUGUUCAGCUUUUAAUUUCCGUUGAGAGAAUGUCACAGUCAAGCUUAAAGACAGAGUUUGAGUUUAGUGGUUAUGGUAAAAACUUUGUAAAAGUGCUACAACUAAGACGGGAAGGUAAAAUACACUAUGUGAAAGAAAUAGAAGUCAGUACACAACUGACCCUUAAUAACACAAAAGACUAUAUACAUGGUGAUAAUUCUGACAUCAUUGCAACAGAUUCACAGAAAAACACAGUAUAUGUUCUAGCUAGGCAACAUGGAAUAGAGACCAUUGAGAAGUUUGCUUUGACUAUAUCUGACCACUUUUUGAGGAAAUAUAGUCAUGUUACCAAUACUCAAAUUUAUAUUGAAGAAGCACCAUGGAAAAGAAUAUCUGUGGAUGGACAGGAGCAUGUACAUGCCUUUUUCUUCAGUAAGGAGGCUAUAAGAAGGUGUGAAGUAACUCAGGAGAGGGGAGGAAAACCAUUGUUGAGAUCAGGACUUAAAGAAAUGAGGAUCAUGAAAACAACACAGUCAGCAUUUAGAAAGUUUGUAGAUGACGAAUUCAGGACAUUACCAGAUGCAGAUGAUAGAUUAUUUUGUACUGUUGUAGAUUCCUGGUGGUGGUAUAAUUCAGUAAACGGUGUAGACUUCACUAAGGUCUGGGAAGGUAUUAAAGGUAUCGUUCUAGAUACAUUUGCUGGACCAGCAACAACUGGAGUUUUCUCCCCUUCAGUACAGAAUACACUUCACUUAACAGUCAGAAAUGUUUUAUCAAAGAUACCUCAGGUUGAGAAGAUGGAGAUUACACUACCAAAUGUCCAUUAUUUUGGUAUGGAUUACAACAAAUUCACAAAGAUCAACCUUAAAGAUUAUAAAAAUGAGGUAUAUAUGCCAACAGACAAGCCAUCAGGGAACAUAUCAGCAAGGAUACAGAGAUCACGAUUAUCAAAACUUUAAAGACAGAUUUAAAUGAUUUAUUUCAGACAAUCUUAAGACUCAAAAUUAAAAUAGGACCAAUAUUUAUAGAAUUUUUUAUAAUUUAAAACAGUAUGUAAUGAUUUUACUUUAGAUCUGAACCUUUAGAAUGUUAUUGAUUGAAUUUCCUGUGUUUAUAUUGUGAAAUUAGAUUGUUACCUUUUUCUAUAUUGUGAAAUUUGGUUACCUCUUAAUAUAAAUAAUGUUAGUCAAAAUUUGAACUUUAGUAAAAGCAUGGAAGGAUAUUUUGUUUACAAUAAUUUUAAAAUUGUGAAUUAACUUAACUGCCAGUAUUUAUAUUUGUUAUGAUGGUAUAUUUGUUAGUAAUUUUAUUUUUCAUAUCUCAAUAUUUACGAUUUUGUGAAUUUGAAAUAUAUGUAUCAAUAGUUGUAUUGUGAAAUUCAACUCUUCUUAUUUAUAACUUCUGAAAAAAAAACCAUUUUAAGCAUGCUCUACUAAAAGGGUAAAUUUAAAAGUAUGCUUUUUAAGAAUCAUAAUUGACAAUUGAUAAUUGGAGUGAUAAUUGGUAUGUGUAAGGUGAUAUUCAUUCCCAUAUUUGACAUUAACAGCAACUGAAUGUUAGGCAGACAACAAACAGUCAUAUGGCAUGGAAACAAAUAUUUUUUUUUUCUUUUUUUUUUUUUACUUUUGCGUUUGUUUCAUAGAAGGUAAAAUACUCAGCAUACAUAAUUUUUAGAUGAGUCAAAAAAAUACUUUGCUACUGUCUCAUGGAUAAUUCUUUUUAAUAUUUUUAGAUGUUUUGAAUGAUGCAGUUACUAGUCUCAAUGUGCAAUAAACAAUACCACAAUGAAAGAAAGUAUUGUAGCUGAAUGUCUUUGUGUUUGGUUUGUUUACAUUAUACAUUUAUGUGACUGUGCAUGCUGACUAAUAUAAUAUUACAGUUUUUCAUAAUAAUGAUCAUAAUCUUAGGCAAAUAAUACACAUUUUCAUUCAACAGAUGAGUAUUAAAUCGUAAAAGUUACUCUUUAAGAUAUGUAUUUUAUAUGAUCUUUCUUUGUUUUUGUAAACCUUUACGUAUCUGUUAAGUAUAUAUUUGUUAUGUUUUGUUUCGUUUUAUAUGAACAAUUACAUUGUUCACUUGGAAAUUAUUUGUCAAUUUUCAAAUUUAUUGGAGGAAGAUUGAGUACUGGGUGAGAACCAUCAUCCUAUAGCAAGAAAAUCAGUGGUCGAGUGGUCUGGGCAGUCGAAAUACUGUAUCAAUAGCGUGUCAACACUGAGGUUGUGAUUUGGAAUCCCACACUGUGUUAGUGAAGGUUCACUGAUCUCCAGUUUUGAUUGACUACGAUUAUCAAUUUUCUAACUGAGUUUUUUUGGUUAUCUCUUGGCACUCUGGCUUCCUCAACCAAUAAAAACUGAAAGCCAGGAAAUAUUACAAUAGUAUUGAAAGUGGUUUGAAACACCAAUCAUUCUAUCUAAUCAGAGAUGUGGAAUAUUUACAGAAGUGAUUCUUUUGAAUAUAAUGUUUUGUAUAUUGUUGUUUAAGAGAUUAAUACUAGCUUUACAAUUUACCAGAAUAUGUCGACUCUUCAAAAUGUAUCAAUAUUCCAGAAGUGCUAUUUUACUAUUAAAAAUAUAUUAGA